GCCGCCUAGCGCUCGCCGUGAAGGGAGCCCCGUGCCGCAGCCGUGUUCCGUCUUUCGCAUCCGACGCGAGUGCAACUUCAAGCACGUGAUUUUCGGCGUCCGAAAUCGCCGGGUUUUCAAGUGUUUAUAGUGCCGUUCGGAGGGUCAGUUGCUCGCUCUAGCCCGACCCAGCCUACAAUUUGCAGCUGGUUCGGAUUACCCGAUAGAUUGUGUGUGUCAUUAAUCUCAACGUACUCGAGUUAUCUGUUUCGCAGUUGGGCUCGCGAAUCGCAGAGCCGCCUGCUUGAACGUCUCGAGAAUUCCAAGCCGGUGUCACAAUUGUAUUCCCUAGUGUGACAAUCAGCGAGCUUUCCAGUGUUAAAAUUCCGCUCCACCGUCGAUUGCAGCAGUGAAUUCUUUCGGGAGUUCCUAUACCAAGUGCGGGUGCAGUAUUGCGGAAAUUGUGUCCUCAGUGUUGGAUACGAAAAAGUGUCGCCUUUUUGUGGAUUACCAGGAGCCCGCGCGUUUGUGCUUUCCCGGAGUUUCAUAAGGAGGUGACAGGAGUUACAAGCCGGAGUUACCGAAUUUUCGUUCAAAUUACGUCCAGCUUACCGGAGUUACGUCUGACGGUACAAAAGUUGAAUCAGGCUCCAUCGGAGUUACAUUUACGUCUACCGGAACUACUUCAUAUUCCUACGGAACGCUAUAAGUUCGCGUGUGUGAUCUUCCGAAGUUUCUUAACGAAGUGACGGGAGAUAACAGGAGUUAUCAAAUUUUCAACUGUUUUGACCGGAAUUACAAUUUGCUUGACAAGAGACACGUCUGAUUUUACCGGAGUUACUUCUGACUGUACCGGAGUUACGUCCAUCUGUACCGGAGUUACGUCCAUCUGCACCGGAGUUACGUGUGCCGGUACCGGAGUUACUUCUGGCGUUACCGGAGUUACUUCUGACUGUACCGGAGUUAAGUCCAUCUAUACCGGAGUUACGUCCAUCUAUACCGGAGUCACGUGUGCCGAUACCGGAGUUACUUCUGGCGUUACAGGAGUUGCUUCUAACUGUACCGGAGUUAAGUCCAUCUAUACCGGAGUUACGUCCAUCUAUACCGGAGUCACGUGUACCGAUACCGGAGUUACUUCUGGCGUUACCGGAGUUACAUCUGGUAGUACCGGAGUUAAGUGUGCCUUGACCGGAGUUACCAUAUCCCUUAGUUACCGACCCAAGUGUCCUUUUCCUCGGAAUCGAAAUCUAUUCUAAGUUGAGUGGGUUUUUCGGAUCGCGAGUGAGUGUUAUGAAGUCGGGCGGCGUCGUUUGAAUGUCGCCUUACAGCAGGGAGCGGGUGUCGGUGAUCGCCCCGCGGGGGCCGUCCCUCGUCGUCAUCCCGGAGAAGAUCCCUUCGUGCCCGACCCCGAUCUCGCCGACGGGCGAGCUCCCCGGCGACAACCGCGAUGGCGCCCUCGCCCUCCUCUCCAGCAUCAGGAAGUUUAUCAUCAGCAGGUUCGCCAAGAUCGGACAGCGCUCAGUCGGAAAACCAGGGGUGCUGGAGAUGGCGGCAGCCACCGAGAGCACAAUCCGAUUCAGCGGGCACACGCUCGAUAAAGCGACGAAAGCUAAAGUCAUGUUAGAAAAUUAUUAUAGUAAUCUCCUAGUUCAACACAUUGAGCGCAAACAAAGGUUAGCAAAAUUAGAAGAAACUCUGCGAGAUGACAGUUUAUCGGAGCAGCAGAAACAAGAAAAACGUAUGCAACAUGCGCAAAAAGAAACGGAGUUCCUAAGGCUGAAAAGGUCCAGGCUAGGAGUCGAAGACUUCGAACCCUUGAAAGUCAUCGGUCGAGGAGCUUUUGGAGAAGUUAGGUUGGUGCAGAAAAAAGAUACUGGUCACGUGUAUGCAAUGAAAAUUCUACGGAAAGCAGACAUGUUAGAAAAGGAACAAGUUGCACACGUCCGUGCAGAACGAGAUAUUCUAGUCGAAGCUGAUCAUCAGUGGGUUGUUAAAAUGUAUUACAGUUUCCAGGAUCCAAUAAACCUGUACCUGAUAAUGGAGUUCCUGCCUGGUGGUGAUAUGAUGACCCUUUUGAUGAAAAAGGACACUUUGAGUGAAGAAUGUACACAGUUUUACAUAGCUGAGACAGCACUUGCAAUAGAUUCUAUACAUAAACUUGGUUUUAUUCACAGGGAUAUUAAACCAGACAAUUUACUAUUAGAUGCUCGAGGACAUAUUAAGUUAUCAGAUUUUGGGCUGUGUACGGGUUUGAAAAAAUCUCACCGGACAGACUUUUAUAGAGAUCUCAGUCAAGCUAAACCAUCGGAUUUCAGUAAGUUUCUUCUUAAUCCGUCAAGUCCAAUGGAUAGUAAACGUAGAGCUGAAAGUUGGAAAAAAAAUAGACGAGCUUUGGCGUACAGUACUGUUGGCACGCCCGAUUAUAUUGCCCCUGAAGUGUUCCUACAAACUGGAUAUGGUCCAGCCUGUGAUUGGUGGAGUCUUGGAGUUGUUAUGUAUGAAAUGCUAAUAGGUUACCCCCCGUUUUGUAGUGAAAAUCCUCAAGAAGCCUACAGGAAAGUCAUGAACUGGCGAGAAACACUAUCAUUCCCACCUGAAGUACCUAUAAGCGAAGAGGCAAGAGAAACGAUUUUAAGGUUUUGUUCCGAAAGCGACCGAAGACUAGGAUCAUCGAGAGGGAUAGAAGAACUGAAGCAAAACAAUGCAUGUCCAUUUUUCCGAGGAGUCGAUUGGGAUCAUAUCCGAGAGAGACCUGCGGCUAUCCCCGUUCAAGUCAGAUCUAUCGAUGACACGUCUAACUUCGAUGAAUUCCCAGAUGUGAAAUUAGAAAUUCCUGCUGCGCCUUUGAACCAAGAAGGUGAAGUUAUCUACAAAGACUGGGUAUUCAUAAACUAUACAUUUAAAAGGUUCGAGGGUCUGACGCAGCGAGGGACUCCAACAAAGAAAUAAUUUCAGGAACCUCUUAAAAUUGCAUAAUAACAACCACCACUGCCUGACACUAUUUCUUUCACUGAGCAGGAUAACUAAUAUAGACUUCUAUUUUUGUUUCGCUAGGGAAAAACACAAAUUUAUAAAAAAUGGCAAUUGAAUAAAAAAUGAAUCAUCGCAUUAUUUUGUUAAUAUAAUAAGAGAAUGUGGAAAAGUAUAUUUAUGAUUCUUGAAAAUUAGUCACUAAUCCUGGGAACGUGAUGGUAUCCGAACAGGAAAAAGAAUCAUAGAUUUUAUACAUUUUUUCUUCUCUUGAGUUGUUCUGUUCUAUUUUGUUUUUGUUUUCUAUUUUGCUUCGUUCUGUCUGUGUUUCUUUUUCUCUCACAACUUGUUUCAAUGCAGAGUUCCAAUCCCCCUCUUUUCAUAUCUCAUCCAUUGUACAUUAUCGUCGUAUCUCAUUGCGUAUCAAGACUACUCAAAAUUUUUUUAGAAUCGAUUUAUUUUUUAAAAGAAAAAUAUGUACACAUAAAUUUAUAUUUUUUAGCGCCUGUAACAAAAUAUUAAGAUAUUUUUCUAGCUGUGAAACAAUUAUCAGAAUUGAAAGCUUUACUCAUGCUAAGUAGUUAUUCUUUUUCAAUUACAUCUUCUUUUAUUUUCAUCGGCAAACAUUCGUCUCUCUGAAUUUUCAUCAUUUUCUUGGUUAGUCAAACUUAACCACUUUUAGUUGAAAUCAAUGUCCUCACCUUCUUGAUCCAAGUUUUACUUCUGCCGUCUUAUAUCAAUCAUAGUUGUUCAAUCAAUUUUAGAAUUUCACUCAAUUUUAAACAUAUCACAACAUGGCAAAAGUGUAGGAUUUAAUCUUGGACUUCCAAGCAUUUAAAGGAACAGUUCUCUGUCAUAAAAUUUCCUUUCAGUGUGUCAUGAAAUUACUCAGAAGUAAGUUAGGAAGUCUUCCUUUGUUCGGAACUCCUGUUUCUUUUUUACCAAGAAUCGAUAAGCUCAUGUAGCACCAACAGGAAGGGGACUAAAUAUAUGUUCAGCCAGUAUUUCUGUAUUUAUCCUUGCACCCAUCAUUAAUAAAAUAGGUUACCUCCUUAGUUGAUUGCACCUUACAGAGGAAACAUUUUUGCAUUAUCGCUCUUUUAGUGUUGAGCACGCCUGAUGUUACAAUUUUUAACAAUAUUCAACUCUCUUUUUGAAGAUCUGAUUUAUUUUAAGAGGCAAUGGUAUGCAGUUGGCUUAGUCUGUUAAUUCAGUCUUAGUUUUCAUCUGUUAAAUGCAAGAGCAAAUAAACCCUCUGUUCAAAUAAAUAUCCUUAGAAAAAAAUAUUUCUUUCGCUUGUCACAGCAAAGUUUUUGAAUAGACUUUCACUCCAUUACAUUUACCUAUAUCUUCCAAUAUUUAUGAACUCACUUUAUCAAGCUUUUUGCCCAUAUUCUACUUCCCUUGCUUUGGCCACGUUGUUGAGGUUUCAAGGCAGCAAGUUUUUUCUUAUUUUUCUAUUUGUAAUAACCUAAAUUUUCAAUAGGUAUGUAUUGCUAGCCGAAACGGUCCUUUUUAGUGUGCCUACAGACUUAGUUUUUCAAUCCAUCAGCUUGUUAUUCUAUUCUUCUCGAUUAAAUAACUUAUUUUCUAACCGCACAAAAACUGCAAGAGGUUCGUUCUCAUGCUUUCUUGGAGAACUUGAGACUCUUCAUUUUAGAUGUUUCUUGAAAGUAGAAAAAAUUGUUAGAAAACAAACGGAAGAAGGAUCCAUGAGGAGAGAGCUGCCUGUUUGAUUUUGUAGUGGACUUACGCCACUAUUAUCCAUGUAAUUUCUGAAUCAGUUCAAGUAUGUUUGUACUAUUUUCUUUUUAUGACAAGUUAGUCAGCAGUAUGUGUGAUUACUUUGAACUGUUGGACCUGGGUGUCUGCUGGACUGGAAAGUAAGAGUAUGUGUCAAUUUAAAUGAAUGAAUUACAUUUUUUCUCCCUCUUCUUGAAGUGCAAAAAGUACGAAACAUAUGUGUUUGUUAUUUCGUAACAGGUCGUCGUGAAAAUAUAAUUUUCAGGGCCUGAUGUACAAUAUUUAUGUGGUCUCUUUUUCCGUCUUUUAGAAUAGCUUUGCUUUUUUUAAAAAAAAUAUGUAUCCUAUCUUAAUUUUCCCUAGGAACUCUGCAUAACUCUUAAUCUUGUUGUCAAUGAAUUUCCUCCGCUUGGGAUCAGUUCUUUUGUUUCUUGUGACAAAAACCUUUAUUAGUCUCCCAUUUUCUUUUCAAUUUUCUGCUGGACUAUGUUGUCAACUGGAAAAAAGAACUUCAAAACUGUUACUGAAAACCUUAAAAAUGUUUUUGCAUUUAAGAAUCCCGUACCCCGUUUUAGAUGUCUCAUCUAAGUUUGUUGUCUAUUUAUAUCACUUGGUUUUCUUAUUGAUUUCAUCUUUUCGGUGUCCCUAAAGCUCCUCACUUAAUUUCAAAUUCCAUCAUGUACCAUGUAAUUAAAUAUUGUAAAAAAUUUUUCCUUUCCUGUCUCCUUGUUUCGUGUUCACCGUAUCAUGAUUGAAUGUAGAAACUCUAAUUUACUUGUCCUUUGGUAAUGUGGUAAUAGGAUUUUACGCUGAAUGACUUGUUGUGAUCAAUUGAUUCUGGAAAAUCUCAAAAAAACCUCUUUUAAUUUAUUUUAAUUACGUUUUGAAUUAAUAACAUUCAAUUUUAUUUGUUUUAUCUAGGAAAUAUCUCAUUGUAUGUAGAAUCAUUAUUCACGUGUAUAAAUAUUAAUGCUACUGGCAAUUAUUGUUGAAAAUAAUGAUAGUGAUUAAUUUAAUUCUCUUUUUUUAUCAUUUAGUAUUGUUUGUUUAUGAAAUGAAUGAAUAAAGAAAUAAUUCAAAAUUGAAAACUUAUGUUCAAUGCUAUUUGUCUCAACUCUCAGGCCAUACAAUGGAACAGCGUGAGAAAAACUUGGAAUGGUUUCAUCAUGUUAUGGUGAUCCUCUAUGUUCAAUUAAAAGGAUUUUGAUAAUUGCUUAA
This is a messenger RNA of Bemisia tabaci, 5910 nucleotides long. It is a transcript of the gene trc, whose product is annotated as Serine/threonine-protein kinase tricornered. Lineage: Eukaryota; Metazoa; Arthropoda; Insecta; Hemiptera; Aleyrodidae. Gene Ontology annotation, biological process: protein phosphorylation. Gene Ontology annotation, molecular function: ATP binding; protein serine/threonine kinase activity. The record is from RefSeq and is a predicted model, not a curated record.